Heterobilharzia americana is the source of this 192-nucleotide messenger RNA. NCBI's taxonomy places the organism in Eukaryota, Metazoa, Platyhelminthes, Trematoda, Strigeidida, Schistosomatidae. The record is from the annotation of a GenBank genome assembly.
AUGCAAUUAGCUAAGUAUUUUCAAGUAAUUAUUUUAGAGAAUUUAUCUGAUUUACAGAUGACACAUUUGCGAAUCGGUUUUUUGCAUGAAGUGAAGCCCGCAUUAAAACGGAAAGAAAAUCAACUGAUACCGUAUGCAAUUCGAAAAUUAAUAUUUAAUUUUAAAACGGCUGUAAACUAUCAAAAAGCAUGA